Messenger RNA from Solanum stenotomum, 660 nucleotides. Its product is annotated as ribonuclease S-7-like. Gene Ontology annotation, cellular component: extracellular region. Gene Ontology annotation, biological process: RNA catabolic process. The record is from RefSeq and is a predicted model, not a curated record. Bases 1 to 660 code for a protein of 219 amino acids. NCBI's taxonomy places the organism in Eukaryota, Viridiplantae, Streptophyta, Magnoliopsida, Solanales, Solanaceae. Gene Ontology annotation, molecular function: RNA binding; ribonuclease T2 activity. The transcript has 2 exons.
AUGUUUAGACAACUAGAGUCAGUUUUCAUCGUUCUACUUUUUACUCUUUCCCCGGGUUAUGGGAAUUUCGAAUACUUGCAAUUUGUUUUAACGUGGCCGGCAACUUUUUGCCACACGAGAAGGUGCGUCAAAAUUCCGAAUAACUUUACAAUUCAUGGGCUUUGGCCGGAUAACAAGAGCACGCAGCUAAAUUUCUGCAGUACCCGUCCUAUGUUUAAAACGAUCACGGAUGAAAUUAAAAAAGAAGCUCUGCAACACCACUGGCCUAACUUGACCACAAAUAAAGUAGUUUCGAAAAGAGAUCAAGUUUUUUGGCGGAAAGAAUACGAUAAGCAUGGAACGUGUUGUUCAAAUCUCUUUAAUCAAAAUCAAUAUUUUGAUUUAGCCAUUGAGUUAAAAGACAAGUUUGAUCUUUUGAAUAUUCUCGGAAAGAAUGGUAUUACUUCUGGAACAAAUCAUCUUACGUCUCACAAAAUCCAAAGUGCUAUCAAGUCCAUUACUAAAGGGAUUCCAAAUCUCAUCUGUUCUCAUAAUUAUAAAGCUGGAACAACGGAACUAUGGCAGAUAGCCAUAUGUUUGGACCAAAAUAUCGCUGUGAUAGAUUGUCCUCUACCAAAGAUAUGCACUACAAAAGGAACUACGGGGAUCACGUUUCCCUGA